AUGUCUUCAAGAGCUAGACAAUCGACCACCACAACCACCACCGCACCGGAACCACAGCCACCACCACCAUCAUCAUCAUCCACCGCCAUCUCCCAAACACUAACAAGCACAGCAAACCUAGCCAAACUCCUCCCAACAGGCACCCUCUUAGCCUUCCAACUCCUAACCCCCAUCUUCACCAACAACGGUUCUUGCGACGCCGCCACCCGCCCCUUAACCGCCGCCCUCCUCAUCCUCUUGGCGACCUCGUCCUUCCUCGCCUGCUUUACCGACAGCAUCAAGUCCGACGACGGCCAACUCGUCUAUGGAUUCGCAACUUUGAAAGGGAUGUGGGUAUUCGACUAUUACGAUCCGAAAAUUUUAAUCGAUUUGAGGAAAUACCGGCUGAGAUUGAUCGAUUGGGUGCACGCUUUGCUGUCGGUGUUGGUGUUUGGAGCGGUGGCGUUGAGGGAUCGGAAUGUUGUGAGUUGUUUUUAUCCGUCGCCGGGACGUGAAGGUCAGGAGGUUUUGGACAUUGUUCCGAUCGGCAUCGGUCUUAUUUGCAGUGCUUUGUUUGUUGUUUUUCCGACUAGAAGACAUGGGAUCGGGUAUCCAGUUACGCGAGAUAAUAUUACAGAUUGA
Messenger RNA from Lactuca virosa, 621 nucleotides. The record is from the annotation of a GenBank genome assembly. NCBI's taxonomy places the organism in Eukaryota, Viridiplantae, Streptophyta, Magnoliopsida, Asterales, Asteraceae.